Molecule: messenger RNA, 1619 nt
Organism: Anopheles merus
Lineage: Eukaryota; Metazoa; Arthropoda; Insecta; Diptera; Culicidae
Product: cell division control protein 6 homolog
Exons: 2
Coding region: 99-1511 (470 amino acids)
Biological process (GO): mitotic DNA replication checkpoint signaling; DNA replication initiation; cell division
Cellular component (GO): nucleus
Molecular function (GO): ATP hydrolysis activity; DNA replication origin binding
Source: RefSeq, a predicted model, not a curated record
AUCAGCUGUUGCACGGGCGGGAAAACGAGACAGCUUUGAGCGCGAAUUGUUCACAGCAAAAUAACGGUGAAAACAGUACCCAAGCACACAGUCCAACUAUGCAUCGUCGCACUCGCCUAAGUUUACGUUCCUCUUCAAUCAACGACAAGGAAAACGAACAUGAACAAGCGCAACUAACAGCAUCGCCCAGAAAGCGUCGUUCGAAAGUGCCGGACAGUAGUGUGAAGGAUGCCGAACUGCCGGAAGAAGACGGCGCUAGUUCACCGAAAAAAGUGGCCCGCAAAGCCGGUCGCCCUCCUGCACUUCCACCGGCCGUGGAAGACGUGGAGGAGCAGGAAGAUACAGCUCACGGUACAGGUGCGUCAGAUUUGGUAGGAAAACUGCCCGAACGGGAGAAAGAGUACGACGAGCUGGUUGGCUUCGUGGAGGGUGUGUUGAGUUCCGAUGGGUCGGGAAGUUUGUACAUCAGCGGACCGCCAGGCACGGGAAAGACGGCCACCCUGCAGCGGAUACUGAACCAUUCCUCGUUCGCGAAGAAGCUGAAACCCGUCUACAUCAACUGCACCUCGAUCAAGAGUGUGGGCAGCAUCUACAAAAAGAUCUCGGAAGAGCUGGGCCUGAAGGUAGGUGGCACCACGGAAAAGCAGUACCAGGGUGCGAUCGAGGCGCACCUGGAGCGAAAGCACAAAACCAUCAUGCUGGUGCUGGACGAGGUCGAUCAGCUGUCGAGCAGCAAGCAAACCAUCCUGUACAGCAUCUUCGAAUGGCCGGCCCGGCCGACCGCGCGGCUCAUCCUGAUCGGUAUUGCCAACGCGCUCGAUCUUACCGAUCGGCUGCUCGCCCGGCUGCAGGCCCGCUGCGAGCUAAAGCCACAGCUGAUACAGUUCCUACCGUACACGAAGCAACAGAUCGUGACCAUACUGAAGGCUAGUCUGGAGGAGUCCAACUCGCUGUCGCGCUUUCCCGAGGCGGCCCUGGGGCUGCUUGCCGCCAAGGUGGCCUCCACCUCGGGUGAUAUCCGGCGCGCCCUGUUCAUUGCGCGGCGGCUAGUGGAGAGCGCGAAAAAGGAGGACCGCAAAACGGGCUCGUCGGGCGCGCCCACCGUGGUCAGCAUGGGCCAGGUGAUGACGGUGCUGAAGCAGGUGUACGGUGCGUCCCAGACGCUCGGCAACGAUCUCGAGGAGGGUUUCCCGCUGCAGCAGAAAAUUCUCAUCUGCUCGCUGAUGCUGAUGCUGAAGCACGGCAAAAACAAGGACAUCACCGUCGGCAAGCUGUACGAUGUGUACAAAGCGAUCUGCACCAAGCGCAACAUACAGGCCGUCGACCAGACGGAGUUCAUCAGCCUGUGCACGCUGGUGGAGACGCGCGGCAUUGUCCGGCUGCAGGGCAAAAAGGAGCCGAGGAUGCACCGGGUCUGCCUGCAGUGGGACGAGCAGGAGGUCACCUCGGCCCUGAACGACAAGCAGCUGAUUGCGAGCAUCCUCAGUGAUGUUUCCUGUUUGGGGAAGUAGUAGUGUAAAUGCGGAAUUGUUUUAAGCUUAUUUUAUUUAUAGUGAAUUUCUUCUCCUCCGUGAGUGUGUGUGUGUGCGUGAAAUGUGUGACGAAAUUUAAAUAAAAGA